Durio zibethinus is the source of this 2067-nucleotide messenger RNA. RefSeq lists its product as uncharacterized. NCBI's taxonomy places the organism in Eukaryota, Viridiplantae, Streptophyta, Magnoliopsida, Malvales, Malvaceae. The record is from RefSeq and is a predicted model, not a curated record. Gene Ontology annotation, molecular function: ubiquitin protein ligase activity. Gene Ontology annotation, biological process: protein ubiquitination.
UUUUCCUGAAAGACAAAACCAUGGAUGUGAAUUUUUCUCAAUUUGUUGCUUCUUGUUUUUCAUUCUUUAAUAUAUAUUUUCCCCCCAUUGCCAUUUCCUUUCCUAGUUAAAAUCGUAAAGUAACAUAUUAGGAACUGGUAAUAGGUGGGAUCUGACUUGGAUUGUGGAAACUAACGUGUGAUGGGGGCCCAUUUCUAACGUGUCAUGGUCAUGGGUGAAAAAGCAAAGCAAUCUUCUUUGAUUUUGCAUGUAUAUGUGAUGUUUUUUUCCUUCUUUUCCACCUAACAUGCUAGAAUUAAUCUGCUCUUCAUAUAAUUUGAUGGAUGAUGUGUGUGAUGAUUAAAAUGGGUCAUUGCCUCAUUGGCCUUGCUUUUUCUCCCCUCCCCUGUGCCUUUCAUGACUGAACAUAGACUUCAAAGGAAUGCUUUGGGCCACACAUCAAAUACAGACAUGAAUCGGCAGCAAUCAGUGGAGCACAUGCAGGAAAGCAGGUUUCAUCCUACAAGCUGGGACCAGUAUGGCCUAAUGUCUUGCAUUGUCUUUAAGUUUAACUUCCCAAAGUUUUUUUUUUUUAACCUCAAUCACGGCAGAAAUGAAGAAAAGUUUUCUCUCUUUUAAUUCUUUUUGGUCAAAGUCUCAGAAUAUGAAAACGUGUUUCAAAUUAGAAGAUAAAACUUACCACAUUAUCCAUUUAUAACUCAUCCCACUACAAUUUAACAUUUUCCAAAAAAAAAAAAACAACUAAUUUUAUCUUUAUCUUUCUUUUAAAGAAAAAUUGAUCAUGUCCAACAAUGUUUUUGGUAGUUAGACAACCUUUUGAUGACUUUCCAUUACCAAUUUCCUUACGAACCAAAAACCAGAUUCAUUCGGUACAUCCACAAUCUCAUGAUCCGAUCCAGUUGCUUUACUUUAAAUCUAACUUUAACCAACAUCGCAUGUUCACUUCUACUCUCCUUUUUCCUUCCAAUUUUUUUAUUAACUACUUAUUUCCAUUUAAACAAAUAAAAACAAUGAAAGAUACUUGAGAUAAUCGACUGCCGAGUGCCGACGAAAAUCUUAUAAAGAAAUCCACUAUGGCUUGGUCCCCUCCUUUUAUAUAAGUCCCUAGAUGCUCCUCUAACUCUCCCCCUUUCUUUUCCUCUCCUUUACCUCCUCUUGCUAAUUACUUUCCUUUCUCUUUGCCUUUCUGUUUCCCUUCAUUGUUCUUUCUUUUGUUUCAAUGGGUUUCUUUGUAGAAGAUCCAGGGCUAAUUGUAACCCAUCUUCUCUAUAAAACAGCUGUUGUUUUAGCAGUUUUAAGGUGGGUUUUGUCUUGGGCUGUUAGGUUUAAAGACAUAAGCUUCUUUACUUGUGUUACUUUUUCAUCCGACUCCCAACACAACUCUUCUUCUUCUUCUUCUUCUUCUUCCUUGGUUUCUUCACAAAUGAUUAGAGACAGUCUGGCGCUGACAACCUUGGAAGAUGCUAAGGAAAGGCUGCCUUGGGUUUCUGACACGUGUGCAGUCUGCUUGAGUCAGCUGAAGGAAGGUGACGAGGUCAGAGAACUGAGGAACUGUCGCCACUUGUUCCAUAAAGAUUGCAUUGACAGAUGGGUUGACUAUGGUCAAGAUCACGACCACGAUUAUGAUCAUGAUCAUGACAAUGAUGACGAAGAUAAUCACAAGACUUGCCCCCUUUGCAGGGCCCCUUUACUCACUUCGCAAAGCUUGGGCUGGCCUAAGAAUGAACCCAGCUGGGCUGUCGAGCGGCUACUCUACCUAUUUGGGGAUGAUCUCCUCCCUUGAUCCACAUAAUUAUCUAUUUUUUUAGUCUUUUUUCCUCUUUUUUUUACAUAUUGUUUGCUCAAUUGAUCAUGGAGAUAGAGCUUGGCACAUAUUAUUGUAUAUUUAGCACUCAAUUGAUAGUUUGUGCAUGGCGAAAAGGGUCAAUUUGGUUCUUUGGGGUAUUUUGUUCCUUGGGUAGUUGUAUAUGUAAAUAUACGUCUUAAAACUUUUUGUAUUCUUCUCAUUGUCAUGACGAGCCUAUUUUCUUUGAGUUUUAAGUAACUGUAACCUUUUUUUUUUUUUUA